Drosophila persimilis is the source of this 1461-nucleotide messenger RNA. Its product is annotated as mitochondrial tRNA-specific 2-thiouridylase 1. Lineage: Eukaryota; Metazoa; Arthropoda; Insecta; Diptera; Drosophilidae. Bases 39 to 1202 code for a protein of 387 amino acids. Gene Ontology annotation, biological process: tRNA wobble position uridine thiolation. Gene Ontology annotation, molecular function: sulfurtransferase activity. Gene Ontology annotation, cellular component: mitochondrion. The record is from RefSeq and is a predicted model, not a curated record. The transcript is spliced from 2 exons.
UGCAAACAAAUAUAAGUACAAAAUUUUAAUUAAUAUAAAUGAUCCGCAAUAUUGUUGUAGGCAUGUCCGGAGGGGUGGACAGUGCUGUGAGCGCCCACCUGCUAAAGGAGCGUGGCCACCGCGUCAUGGGCGUCUUUAUGCGCAACUGGGACGAGCACGACGAGGCCGGCCGCUGCAGCGGCGAGCAGGAUCUAAAAGACGCGGAAUGGGCUUGUCAACGGCUGGGGAUCGAGCUGCGGCAGGUGAACUACGUGAAAGAGUACUGGACUGCGGUGUUCAGCGCUUUCUUGGACGACUACCAGCAGGGCCUAACUCCGAAUCCGGACAUCCUCUGCAACCGGCACAUCAAGUUCGACCUGUUCCACCGCCAUGCCCUGGACAAGCUCGGCUACGAUGCCGUGGCAACCGGCCACUAUGCUCGUAACAGUCUAGGCAACUUUCUGGAGCAUCGCGCGGACGGAGGGGAGGCCCGCCUGCUCAUACCGGCGGACACCUUUAAAGAUCAGACCUUCUUCUUGGCGGGGAUACCGCGACAGGCCCUGCAGCGCACCAUGUUUCCCUUGGGCGACCUGGCCAAGAACGAGGUGAAGCUAUUGGCCCGACGAAUAGGCCUCCAGCGCCUGGCCCACAAACGGGAGAGCACCGGCAUCUGCUUCGUGGGCAAGCGUGACUUCAAGUCCUUCAUUCGCGAGUACAUCGCCUCCAAAAGCGGCCAAUUCGUGGACAUUGACAGUGGGGCCAUUGUGGGUAGCCAUGAAGGCAUCCACCAGUGGACCGUGGGCCAGCGCUGCCGCCUCGGCUCCUUCUUACAGCCGUAUUUUGUGGCCCGCAAGGAAGCCUCCAGCAACACCAUUUAUGUGGCAGCCGGCCACGAACAUCCUGCCCUCCUCAGCACCUGCAUCCACAUUGAGGCACCCAACUGGCUGUGCGUUCAAUCCCAGCAGAGGCUCGCAUCCGCAGGCAGCCUGCGAUGUCGCUUUCGCUUCCAGCACACCAAGCCGCUCGUUGACUGCUGCCUCCGCUCCUGCCCUGAUGGCGGCUUUGAGGUGCUGCUGGAUAUGCCUCUGCGGGCCAUCACCCCCGGGCAGUAUGCGGUGUUCUAUGAUGAUGUGGCCUGCCUGGGCGCAGGCCGCAUUAUGAGCGCCCAUCCCCUGACUUGCCCGCACGAUCAGCAGUCGCAGGUCCAGACCGUCUCCAGCUGACAAGAUUCACGAAGGGAUUUCACAAAGCAUGUAAAACCCUUUUACAUAAGCAGUGCAAGUGAUUCUUUUCAUGAGACUUAUUUAUGACGUAACAAACAGACGGUUGUGUUAAGGCUGAACAUUUCAUGUCUGUUUUGUUGUGUUGCAUGAAAUCAAAAGAUUCACUCGAAAAUAUUUUAUGUGAACACGUCGACCCCCUGAUUAUAAUGUUUUGUUAAUUAUUUUGUAAGAAUACCAAAGUGUUUUAAGCCAAAACGGA